Molecule: messenger RNA, 4451 nt
Organism: Hypomesus transpacificus
Lineage: Eukaryota; Metazoa; Chordata; Actinopteri; Osmeriformes; Osmeridae
Gene: atp9b
Product: ATPase phospholipid transporting 9B
Exons: 28
Coding region: 13-3318 (1101 amino acids)
Biological process (GO): endocytosis; phospholipid translocation; retrograde vesicle-mediated transport, Golgi to endoplasmic reticulum
Cellular component (GO): trans-Golgi network; plasma membrane; endosome
Molecular function (GO): magnesium ion binding; ATP hydrolysis activity; ATP binding
Source: RefSeq, a predicted model, not a curated record
AGCCAAGCCAUCAUGGCUGACAGCAUCCCGCUGAACCCAGUGCGGAAGAACUCCAAAAUAAUCGCUUAUUAUAAUACUGGAAGACAUUCAAGGUACUCCCAAGAAGAUGAGCUGGCCAGUUUGGACGAGAUGCCCUUGAUGAUGUCGGAGGAAGGCUUUGAGAACGAGGAGAGCGACUACCAGACGCUGCCCCGGACCAGGGUGAAGCAGGCCCGGGGCGGACUGGGGUGGUUCCUACUGGGGGGCUGGAAGAUGCUCUGUGGAAGGUGCUGGGACUGCUUGACACUCGUCUGUCGGAGGAAGAAAGAGGCGAAGGCCAGGACGGUGUGGCUUGGCUGCCCGGAGAAGUGUGAAGAGAAAUACCCCAGGAACGCCAUCAAGAACCAGAAGUACAACUUCUUCACAUUCGUGCCUGGGGUUCUUUAUCAACAGUUCAAGUUCUUCCUGAAUCUGUACUUCUUGGUUGUGGCCUGUUCGCAGUUCGUCCCCUCGCUAAAGAUCGGCUACUUGUACACCUACUGGGGCCCCCUGGGCUUUGUGAUGGCCGUUACCAUGGUGAGGGAGGCUGUGGACGAGGUGCGUCGGUACCAGCAAAGCAAGGAGAUGAACUCUCAGCUCUACAGCAAGCUCACCGUCCGAGGCAAAGUGCAAGUGAAGAGUUCUGACAUACAAGUAGGAGACCUCAUCAUUGUUGAGAAGAAUCAGAGGAUGCCUGCAGAUAUGAUCUUCCUUCGAACGUCGGAGAAGAACGGGUCAUGCUUCCUCAGGACGGAUCAGCUGGACGGAGAGACAGACUGGAAGCUGAAGGUGGCUGUCUUGUGUACGCAACGACUUCCUGCUCUGGAGGACCUCUUGUCCAUCAAUGCGUAUGUCUACGCCCAGAAGCCUCAGCUGGACAUCCACAGCUUUGACGGAAACUUCACCAGAGUAAGUGGCUUGCUGACAGUGGGCCUGCUGGACCUGGAGCUGAACCGGCUCACCAAGGCCCUGUUCCUGGCCCAGGUGCUGCUGGCCGUGGUGAUGAUCGCCCUGCAGGGCUUCGUGGGACCCUGGUUCAGGAACCUGUUCAGGUUCAUCGUGCUGUUCUCCUACAUCAUCCCCAUCAGUUUGCGAGUGAAUCUGGAUAUGGGCAAGUCUGCGUACGGCUGGAUGAUCAUGAAGGAUGAGCACAUCCCAGGGACUGUGGUGAGGACCAGCACCAUCCCUGAGGAGCUGGGACGCCUGGUCUACCUGCUUACCGACAAGACAGGCACUCUGACCCAGAACGAGAUGGUCUUCAAGCGUCUGCACCUGGGUACGGUGUCGUACGGGACAGACACCAUGGACGAGAUCCAGACUCACCUGGUCCGAACAUACGCACAGCAGGCAGCCCCCUCCCAGGCCCCUGGGCAGCCCAGCAGCGGUGCCCCCAGCACGGGCACGGCCUCGGCCUCCACCCCGUCCCAGAAGCCGGCGCCGGCGGGGCCCAAGGUGCGUAAGAGCGUGAGCAGUCGCAUCCUCGAGGCGGUGAAGGCUGUGGCGCUCUGCCACAACGUCACUCCUGUGUAUGAACCCAGCGACGACACCACCGCCGAGACGGAGACUGCAGAGGCCGACCAGGACUUCAGCGACGACAACCGCACCUACCAGGCCUCGAGUCCAGACGAGGUGGCGCUGGUGCGCUGGACGGAGAGUGUUGGGCUGACCCUGGUGACCAGAGACCUGUCCUCCAUGCAGCUGAGGAGCCCAGCUGGACAGACCCUCUCCUUCCUCAUUCUGCAGGUGUUCCCCUUCACCUCAGAGAGCAAGAGGAUGGGCAUCAUCCUCCGGGAGGAGUCCACCGGUGACAUCACCUUUUACAUGAAGGGAGCCGACGUUGCCAUGACGAGCAUCGUACAGUACAACGACUGGCUGGAGGAGGAGUGUGGGAACAUGGCGAGGGAAGGCCUCAGGACCCUGGUGGUGGCCAAGAAGGUCCUGUCUGAGGAGCAGUACCAGGACUUUGAAAGCCGGUACAGCCAGGCCAGGCUGAGCCUCCAUGACCGGGCCCUGAAGGUGGGGGCGGUGGUGGAGAGUCUGGAGAGGGAGAUGGAGCUCCUGUGUGUGACGGGCGUGGAGGACCAGCUGCAGGCGGACGUCAGGCCCACCCUGGAGCUGCUGAGGAACGCUGGCAUCAAGAUCUGGAUGCUCACUGGGGACAAGCUGGAGACAGCCACCUGCAUCGCCAAGAGCUCCCAUCUAGUGUCCCGCAGCCAGGAUGUUCACAUCUUUAAACCGGUCUCCAACCGAGGGGAGGCCCACCUGGAGCUGAACUCCUUCAGGAGGAAACAUGACUGUGCUCUGGUCAUCUCUGGAGACUCCCUGGAGGUGUGUCUACGCUACUAUGAGCAUGAGUUUGUGGAGCUGGCGUGCCAGUGUCCUGCAGUGGUCUGCUGUCGCUGCUCCCCCACUCAGAAAGCCCACAUCGUCAAGCUGCUCCAGCAGCACACUGACAACAGGACCUGCGCUAUAGGUGAUGGAGGAAAUGAUGUCAGUAUGAUCCAGGCUGCAGACUGUGGGAUUGGUAUUGAGGGGAAGGAGGGGAAGCAGGCUUCCCUGGCAGCUGACUUCUCUAUCACCCAGUUCAAGCACAUCGGCCGUCUGCUCAUGGUGCACGGCAGGAACAGCUACAAGCGCUCAGCCUCCCUGGGCCAGUUCGUCAUGCACCGGGGCAUGGUCAUCUCCACCAUGCAGGCUGUCUUCUCCUCGAUCUUCUACUUUGCGUCCGUUCCUUUGUACCAGGGCUUUCUCAUGGUUGGCUAUGCCACCAUCUACACCAUGUUCCCAGUGUUCUCCCUGGUGCUGGACCAGGACGUGAAGCCAGAGAUGGCUCUCCUCUACCCAGAGCUCUACAAAGACCUCACCAAGGGCCGGUCCUUGUCCUUCAAGACGUUCCUCAUCUGGGUGUUGAUCAGUGUUUAUCAAGGUGGCAUCCUGAUGUAUGGCGCCCUGUUGCUGUUUGAGUCAGAGUUUGUUCACGUGGUAGCCAUCUCCUUCACGGCGCUGGUGCUGACGGAGCUGCUGAUGGUGGCGCUGACCGUCAGGACCUGGCACUGGGUCAUGGUGCUGGCUGAGCUCUUCAGCCUGCUCUGCUACGCCGCCUCCCUCGCCUUCCUCAAUGAGUACUUCGGUGUGGGCACGGUCUCCUGUGGAGCCUUCCUGGACCUGCCCUUCAUCAUAACUCCAGCCUUCCUGUGGAAGGUGUCAGCCAUAACUGGGGUCAGCUGCCUCCCUCUCUACAUCAUCAAAUACCUGAAGAGGAAGUUCUCACCUCCCAGCUACUCCAAGCUGUCUUCAUGAGCCGGGGCUCCAAUCUGCUCUCUGUAUUUAUCUUUCGCGACUCUGCUGCCCUCCUCUUCAGCGUGUUUAUUUUGCUGGUGCAUGAUAGGAACCCGAAUACCGAGGACCACUGGAAGAUAAGAAAAAUCACUGAAUUGUUGAUGUAACUGGAGGAUGGGAGUACUUGAAAAGACUGAUUUCCAAAACACAGACUCAACACAGACGUUGUGAGGAAGAGGAGGCCCGGUCGACCAUCUCGUCCCUCUUUAAGACUUCUUCUCUCCAUCGGCUUCGAGUGUCGUUUUUUUAUACUGUCAUUUGGUUUUCCCUGUGAACUUUUUCUAUGUGGACUCUUUACGCAAUUUUCAAUACUGCCUAGUGUUUCAUAACACUGUGAAACAUUUCUUUGAUACGUGUAGCUUUUACUACUGAACAAAAUGCUGCUCUUUACUGUACUUGCUAUGAGGGGGAAAAAAAGCACAUUUACCAAAAUACACAAAAUGACUAAAUGAUUUGUUGGGGAACAACCUCACUGCUGCAGGCUGUCUAGAAGCAGAGUGGCAUGUCAUCACACCCUCCUAAACCCCUCGUGGUGGGAAACCAGCACUCCUUCCUUGUGUUAUUAGCUGUGAUGUGUGUAUGCUGGCUGAAGACAGUGGAGAGAAUCAGCUUGCUGCAUGGCUGCUGGGUACUGGCAGGUGAAAUCAGACCUUAUUAUGAGGAUUUUAAACAGGCUCUUGAGACGUCUAAUGUCAGUUCAAAUAUUUUUGUUUUUUUUAUGAGUGUGACCUCCUUUUCCAGUAGAUUGAUCAUGAGACUGACCCUGCUGUAGUUAACGAUUCACCAGAUGAUGUUUACAGAUUAGUGUUCUAUCAUUAGGUUCUUUGUCUCAAAGAAAUAAUUGCAAUUAGGAUUUGUGAUUCCUGAAAAUCAGUUGUGAUUUUAUUUAGCUGCUCAGAUUAUGGCCAAUAUAACAGUAUCUUUAAAGACCUUUACAGUAAGAUUCAGGACUUUAGAUGAGGGUUGAGUGUGAUUUUGGUGAACUGACAGUGAAAUCAGGUGUUAUCAUAUCCUGGAUGAGUGAGUGUCUCUUCAGGUGGAGACCGAGGCUAUAAAUGGUCUGGCAGAACAAAAUAAAAUAUAUGUUUCAACCA